Molecule: messenger RNA, 1264 nt
Organism: Daucus carota subsp. sativus
Lineage: Eukaryota; Viridiplantae; Streptophyta; Magnoliopsida; Apiales; Apiaceae
Product: peroxisome biogenesis protein 7
Exons: 1
Coding region: 134-1084 (316 amino acids)
Biological process (GO): protein import into peroxisome matrix
Cellular component (GO): cytosol; peroxisomal matrix
Molecular function (GO): protein binding
Source: RefSeq, a predicted model, not a curated record
AUAACUUAAAAUUACCAAACCAAACAGAGCCUUAUACUCUAAUUUCUAGUCUCUUCUAACAUCCGAUCAACGCCCAUCACACUUCCCAAUACAAAACAAAAUCAUCAUCAAAAAAUUUCGCCGGAAAAUAAUCAUGCCGGUAUUCAAAACCCCAUUUAACGGCUACUCCGUCAAAUUCAGUCCAUUUUACGAGCACCGUCUCGCCGUCGGCACUGCCCAGAACUUCGGCAUCCUCGGCAACGGCCGUCUCCACAUCCUCGACCUCAACCCCUCCCAGCCCAUCUCCCAAUUCGCCUCUUUUGACACCUCCGACGGCGUUUACGACGUCGCCUGGUCGGAAUCUCACGACUCCCUCGUCCUCGCCGCCGUUGCCGACGGCUCCAUCAAGCUCUACGACCUCUCCUUGCCACCCACUUCAAACCCAAUUCGUUCUCUUCAUGAACACACCCGUGAAACUCAUUCUAUUGAUUAUAACCCGACCCGACCCGACUCGUUUCUUUCGUCUUCUUGGGACGAUACGGUGAAGCUGUGGACUAUUGAUAGGCCUACUAGUGUGAGGACUUUUAAGGAGCACGCGUAUUGUGUGUAUUCGAGUAGUUGGAAUCCCCGGCACGCGGACGUGUUUGCGUCCGCGUCCGGGGAUUGUACGGUUCGGGUUUGGGAUGUGAGGGAACCCGGGUCGACUAUGAUCAUUCCGGGUCAUGAGUUUGAGAUUUUGUCUGUGGACUGGAAUAAGUAUGAUGAUUGUAUUUUGGCAACCGGGUCGGUGGAUAAGAGCAUUAAGAUUUGGGAUGUGAGGAAUUAUCGGGUUCCGAUGUCUGUUCUGAAUGGGCAUGGUUAUGCGGUGAGGAAGGUGAAGUUUUCGCCGCAUAGGGGGAGUUUGUUGGUGUCUUGUUCAUAUGAUAUGAGUGUUUGUAUGUGGGAUUAUAUGGUGGAGGAUGCCCUUGUGGGGAGGUAUGAUCAUCAUACGGAGUUUGCGGUUGGUGUUGAUAUGAGUGUGCUUGUGGAAGGGCUUAUGGCUAGUACUGGUUGGGAUGAGCUUGUUUAUGUUUGGCAGCACGGGACGGACCCCAGAGCACAAUGAUAUAGGGGAGUUGUUUUAAAUGUUUCUUAUGUUGUUUACAUCUUGUUUUAGUUAAUGCUGUGACAUUUUUAUGAAUGGAAAGUGAUCAAGUGAUAUAGAUGUACACAUGUUCUUAUAACUGCAAUCUGUGCCAUGUUAAUGACAUUAACAUUGCUGAAUAAGACUGUUUUUUGGAUGCUC